This is a messenger RNA of Musca vetustissima, 2661 nucleotides long. It is a transcript of the gene PIG-N, whose product is annotated as GPI ethanolamine phosphate transferase 1. Gene Ontology annotation, molecular function: mannose-ethanolamine phosphotransferase activity. Gene Ontology annotation, cellular component: endoplasmic reticulum membrane. The record is from RefSeq and is a predicted model, not a curated record. NCBI's taxonomy places the organism in Eukaryota, Metazoa, Arthropoda, Insecta, Diptera, Muscidae. Gene Ontology annotation, biological process: GPI anchor biosynthetic process. The transcript has 2 exons. The coding region runs from base 1 to 2661 and encodes 886 amino acids.
AUGUGGAUAAUAUAUGCUGUAGUUCUACACAUCCUUCUGCUCGGUUCAAUUUUUGUAAUAUAUUUUCGUUCUCCGGUCAUAACAAAUCUAAAGCCACAACCACAACUGCCGUUGGAGGCACCAGCAAAACGUUUAGUACUCUUUGUUACCGAUGGUCUGCGAGCGGAAUCAUUUUUCCACGAACAAUGUAAACAUAUACCACACUUGAAGAUGUUGAUUAAGCAGGUGGAGGCAAAUGGUGUCGUCGGUAUAUCCCAUACACGUGUACCCACCGAAUCUAGACCGGGUCAUAUUGCCCUUAUUGCUGGACUCUAUGAAGAUCCGUCGGCCGUAACCCGAGGAUGGAAAGAAAAUCCCAUAGAAUUUGAUACCGUGUUCAAUCGCAGCCGUAAGACAUAUGCCUGGGGUGCCAAUGAUGUGCUGCACAUCUUUGCACGUCUAACUAAAGAUGAUGAGCAGCGGCUAUUUUUUGAUUCCUAUUCUCAUGAAUUGGAUUUUUCGGGUAAAGAAAAAACAUACGAGCUGGAUCGUUGGGUAUUCGAAAAGGUGGAAAAGUUUUUGGCACGUAAAUCUGAAGAUUUGAGGAGGGAGGAAAAAGUGGUGUAUUUUUUGCAUUUAUUGGGUUUGGAUACGGCGGGUCAUGUACACAAACCUGGUACGGAAUUGUUUUUGGAAAAUCUUCUCUAUACCCAGGAGGGUAUAACGAAAAUGUACGAAUUAUUUGAAUCGACUUUCAGGGAUGGUAAAACAGCGUACGUUUUGACUUCAGAUCAUGGCAUGACAAAUGCGGGUUCCCAUGGUGCUGGUGAAAGAUUUGAAACGGAAACUCCUUUCUUUAUAUGGGGAGCUGGCAUCAAUUCCAAACCUUUUGCAACUGCAGAAACCUUCCAACUAGAUAUGGAAAUUAAGCGACCACUAUAUCGUCUGGAACAAGCACAAAUAGCGCCAUUGAUGUCAGCCCUAUUGGGUAUUGGUGUACCAAUGAAUAAUUUUGGUAUUUUACCCAAAGGCUAUAUUAAUUCCUCGCAAGAAUAUAAUGCCUUGGCUGCGGAAAAUAAUGCCCAUCAAUUGUUGGAACAAUAUCAAGCCUUGCUGCGACAACACAAAGAAGGCUAUCUCACCGAAUUUCUACCAAAAUUCCAAGAAGACAUACAAGGCAUAAAAUUCACCAUACGUAAUCACAUCGAAAAGAAGAAAUUCAACUUGGCUCUGGAGGAAAGUUAUACAUUAAUGGAGGCAGCCUUAAAGGGCAUUGAAUAUUAUUUCGGUUAUUAUCGUUGGCCAUUGUUGGUGGCAACCACUGCCACUUUUAUAGGUUUCAUAGGAAUUUUAUUGAAAUUGUUAUUGAGCAACGAUGGCAGUAAUACAUCAUCGAAAUGGUCUUUACGACAAUUACCGCAUAGAAAUCGCCUAUUGGUAAUUGGUAUAGGCUUGUUGAUCCUAAGCUUCUGUUUGCUACAACAAUUGCCAAUUACAAUUAGCCUAUAUUUACUUCUGCCCACCGUUGUGUGGUAUUAUUUUGUAACAGCGGUGACAGCAGGUUCACAAAAUCUUAACAAAUUGCUGAAUAUUAAACAGUUGUUAGUACUUCUAGCUUCCUCUGAACUCUUGGUUUAUAGUUUCUUUGAUAGACGGGCUAUUUCCUUGGGAUUCCUUUUAUUCACCUUAUACGAAAAAUUAAAUCGGAAUUCACUGACUAAUAAUAAACUGAAAUUUGUUGUAAGUCUAUGUCUAAGUUUUAUCCUAAUAGUAUUUCCCCUAUUACCCAAUUCGGUGGGCUAUUCCCAUGAUUUGUUAUUGUAUUUGGGAAUCGCCUUAACCAUUCUACGUUCAUUGCUAGUCAAAGUUCCCGUUAAUUUAAGUGAUCGCAUUGUUGCCUUGCUGGCAUUAGUCAAUGGCUGUCUUUGCAUUUAUAGACAUUCCAAGCAAUAUGGCCUGCUUUUAGUUUCCCAAAUAUUAUCUUGGUCAUUCCUAGUCUAUAUCGUAAUUGUCCUCAUAAGACCCUCCAAGCUUUCGCUUAAACAAAAAUUAGAACGUUUAAUAUUUUUAUUGACCGCCUUGUAUUGCCUUUUUUGUACCUCCUACGAAGCAGUAUUUAUUUUACUACUAAUUACAGAACUACUGUCCUCGGUUGAUGGUGAAACUAAGGUUUACCACAAUCUGGUGAGUCCCAGUUCAUCUUCGUCACAGCAUAUUUCACAAUGUUUCCGUUAUGCCUUCAUAAUGCUACUCUACACGUUCUUUUCGUUUUUCGGCACGGGCAACAUAGCCUCAAUCAGUUCCUUUGAUCCCAACAUUAUACGUUGCUUCCUCACAACCUUUUCACCAUUUGUUAUAAUGUUUUUGGUAAUAUUGAAACUUAUUAUCCCACUGCUACUGAUUAUGUCCAUAAUAUUGACUUUGUCACCAUUCGCCUUACGCUAUGAGCGGCAAAUUUUCAUUUGCCUUCUAAUCUUGUGUGAUAUUAUGGGUCUGAAUUUUCUGUUUUUGGUUAAAAAUCAAGGGUCAUGGCUGGAGAUUGGCUCGUCUAUAUCACAUUUUGUUAUAAUGCAAGUAACCACAUUGGUUCUGAUUGUUUUUGUUUAUAUCUCUAAGUUGAUUUUGAAAAUUCAAACACCAAGUAAAGUCAAUUUGGGUAGUAGUUUGAAUAAAAUUAAUUAA